This is a messenger RNA of Bradysia coprophila, 1960 nucleotides long. RefSeq lists its product as uncharacterized. The record is from RefSeq and is a predicted model, not a curated record. NCBI's taxonomy places the organism in Eukaryota, Metazoa, Arthropoda, Insecta, Diptera, Sciaridae.
GUCACUUUUGUUGUAGUCUCUAAAUUAUUAUGUUUUGUUGCCGGCUUCUGUAGAACCUUUUUUCCACUGAUUAAAUAAUGCGAGCCAAGCAAAUUCUUUAAAUAAAAUAUUUUGCUGACACGUAAUUUGCUUGACUGAACGAAGUAAAAGCAACAAUAGUAUUGUUCGUUCCAGUGUGUCUUUCUAUUUUUAAGAAAAGGGAAAAAAUGACGGAAUUAUUACCACUGCCGAAGAUCAAUACGAGAAGUGACAUUGAUGAGUCUCUUCUACCAACUCCUGUGGAGUUCAGCGAAGAACAGUUGUCCAGCAUUCUGACAAAUAUGGUCCGGCAAAAAUACUUUAAUUUCCUGGAGAAAUUACUCACCGAUAAUUAUGAAAACAGUGUGACGGGUGCAGUUUUAUCAUGUCAAGACAUCAAGAAAUGUGCAGAGUAUUUGGAAUUUAAAGCAGUUCGUUCUUGUAUGAUAGUCCAUUUAUACCGGCAAUCGAUUCUGAACACAUUCACCGAAAUUCGAAGCGACACUGCACAGAAAAAGCUUAACAUCAACCUAUCAACAGAACGAAUAUUCCAGCGGAAAAGUCGGCGCAGCGUUCAAAUUCAAACAGAUUUCAGAUCAACACCGGCCGACACACAUCCAACGAAGCCACCGAAGCGCAAACUGCGCAAUGUUCGAGUUCAGACCGAUUUUGUUCCAUCGACUCCCGGCACAUCUGCCGAAUAUACCAUGUCGUUGGACGAUCGAAUCCGAAUGUUUGAGAAAAAAUUCCGAGACGAUGACAAGUUCGCACAGUGUUUUCCGGCGAAGAAAAUCGACUACCAAAAUCGAUUUAAGGAGCACCGAAAACGACGUCACAGUUCCAUUUCAUUGGAGUCGCCACAUUCGUCGCUAGACAGUUCGAUACAUCGAUCUGCCGAACGAACCGAUUCCACUGACAAUGAGGGUCACCUGUCGAAAGCCGACAGUGGCCAUUCGACGGUACUGUUUGCUACGCCACGUGAACUUGUUGAAGCGACUGACGAUACUGUUAACCAAGAGAUGAUGGCUUUAUUCGGGGACGAUGAAGAAACGGACAUAUUUGGAGAAGUUGUUGGUAGCACGGAUCGUGAACCAGCUACUGUUGAGCACAGCGAUGAAGUGGAUGAAACUGAUAACAACGCGGCCUUGAUUCAAAUGGACCAUACAGCGACGGACCAAAAAUUGGUGAAUGAGUUUGAAAACGCGCGAGACUACACGAAUGAACUGAAGAACAGCAUAUGGCCGUGUGAAUUACACAUGCAACGGAUGAAACUUCGGAAGGCGUUGUUGGCGAAAGCAGACAAGGGUUUCAGAUACAGCGAGAAAUUGAAGCGAAAAUUUGUAGAUUUAUUCGGACCGGAAGACGAUGACGAGGAAAAUAAUUCAUUUGCACCGUACAGCCCAACAAUCGAACUGGACGAAAUCCUAAUGUCCAGUUGUAAGAAGCGAAUAGCACCGUGGAUUGUUAAACACUUAACACCGAUCGGCGAUGGACUCAUCGAGAAUCGAUUUUUAUUUAAGAAGGUGGCUAGACACAUUGCAGAGAAAGCAAUUUUACGGGAUCAAUAUCCAGAUGAAGAGGAGAUCAAAAGAGCCAUCCACGACUUCUUCAAAACGCAUAACUACAUCGGAUGCAUCGACGACAUAACUUAAAACGAUUUAGCCAUAGCCAGCAGGAUGACCAGUUACAUUAACAGAAUGUAUCAAUUGCAGUAAAUCUCAACAAUUUUACAAAAAGAAUUUUUUUUUUAAUUUCCAUUAAACUGCCAACGAUUGACAAAAUAAUACACGGACCGAAAGAUGUUCAGCGGCGCCAUAGACUCCUCCUUUCAUCGACCCAAACUCCCUUCCUCUCACCUAACAAAACAAACGGCCAACCGACGAACUUAAACCAAUUUCUUCGCUUCGAAGAAGCUUUUCAAAUGACGCAUCUGCCAGAAUCC